Molecule: messenger RNA, 843 nt
Organism: Symbiodinium sp. CCMP2592
Lineage: Eukaryota; Dinophyceae; Suessiales; Symbiodiniaceae
Source: the annotation of a GenBank genome assembly
AUGUCAUCUGCUGUGCAUCGGCCGGGCCCUCCGGAGGUCCAGCCCGAACUGAACCUCUGGUGGCGCGACAGCCCCGCCUUGAGUGCCGCCUUCCGGCGUCGUCUCGGGGAGGCAAAGUCGUUUGAGGAGGCCCAUGCAGACCACCGCGAGCCGAACAGCUUUCGCUACGGUCAAACCUUCGGCGGAGGUGGGAAGAACAACGUGAGCCCUCGGAAGCGCGGCAAGACUCACCGAUACCGGUUUCAGAAGGUUCCAAGGGCAAUGCCGAUCAUCCACAAACUGCUGCAGAAUAGUUCGGAUGUGGAGCUCGAGAAGGUCAGGGAGUCCACCGUCACGAGCUUUACCACCAUCGGUGUGGUGGCGGCACUUCUGCUGACCAUGGAGAAAACGGGAGAGUCGGUUGGGCAGGAUGCAUCCAAGUGGAUAGACUGUAGCCGGGUGCCCUGCAACGAGAUCCACGUGGCGCUUAGCUGGCUCUCGCUUAUUGGCUGCGCACAUGCCGUGCUGUUCACGACGUGCGUUCUGGUGUGGAUGGCUGUGCUGCCAGAAGCAGCCACCCGAGAUUUCUUCUACUCGUUUCCCUCGGUCAUGGUGCGUGCUACUCAGUCGAUGAUGAUGGUCUCGACAUGCUGGGCCCUUGAUGCCCUGUGGCUUGCCAUCAUCAAGCAUGGCCCAAAGCUCAUGGGUGAGAGCCGCAAGCUGUUCCUCGCUGUCCCUGGCUUUGGCCUCUUCUUCCACUUGAUCUGGUCCUUUUAUUGGAUGAGAGACUUUGCCUGGCACUGGCCCAAAGAAGGCUAUCGCUAUCGCCUGCUCGAGACGGAAGCCUCGGCAGAUCCUGAUUGA